Molecule: messenger RNA, 540 nt
Organism: Dendrobium catenatum
Lineage: Eukaryota; Viridiplantae; Streptophyta; Magnoliopsida; Asparagales; Orchidaceae
Product: transcription initiation factor TFIID subunit 4b-like
Exons: 5
Biological process (GO): transcription initiation at RNA polymerase II promoter
Cellular component (GO): transcription factor TFIID complex
Molecular function (GO): RNA polymerase II general transcription initiation factor activity; DNA binding
Source: RefSeq, a predicted model, not a curated record
AUUUCAUCUGCAACGCCAUUGCUUGUUUCGGGGAAUGCAACAAAAACUCCCCAGAAAAAAACGUCUGCUGGGCACAAAAAGCCAUUGGAAGCUCCAGGCACUUCACCUCCAUCGAGUAAAAAGCAGAAGACUUCUGGGGCAUUCCAUGAUCAGAGCAUCGAUCAGCUAAAUGAUGUUACAGCCGUCAGUGGUGUUAAUCUUAGGGAGGAAGAGGAGCAGCUAUUGUGUGCUCCUAAAGAGGAGAGCCGGGCUUCUGAAGCAAGUCGAAGAGUUGUGCAGGAGGAAGAAGAAAGAUUAAUUCUCUUGAGGGGUUCUCUUCAGAAAAAGCUAGCAGAAAUCACAUCCAAACAUGGUUUAAAGAGCAUUGGUGGUGAUGUGGAGCGAUGCUUGUCUCUGAGGGUUGAUAGCGAAAAGGCAAGACGGCGAUUUGUUGUUACGUCAGAUGUUGGACGGCAAAUCUUGGCGAUAAACAAAAAAAUAAAAGAUGACUGGGAUAAAAAACAGGCCGAGGAGGCAGAAAAGCUCCGAAAAGCUAUUGAU